This is a messenger RNA of Chenopodium quinoa (quinoa), 2301 nucleotides long. RefSeq names its product subtilisin-like protease SBT4.3. The transcript has 10 exons. The record is from RefSeq and is a predicted model, not a curated record. Lineage: Eukaryota; Viridiplantae; Streptophyta; Magnoliopsida; Caryophyllales; Amaranthaceae. Gene Ontology annotation, biological process: proteolysis. Gene Ontology annotation, molecular function: serine-type endopeptidase activity. The coding region runs from base 1 to 2226 and encodes 741 amino acids.
AUGGUCAAAUUCAUGUAUUCUCAAAUUCAAUUGUUCAUCCUUUUACUUGGCCUUUUUGCUGCGGGAAUUUUGUCUCUUAAGGCUAAUGAUGAUCGAAAGGUAUAUAUUGUAUACAUGGGUUCGAUUUCUGAAGAACACGUUGUUACGUCCGAGUAUCACAUUGAUAUUCUCCAGCAAGUUUUAGAGGGCAGUACGGCAGAAGAGUCGUUGGUAAGAAGUUACAAGAGGAGUUUCAAUGGUUUCGCAGCAAGGCUAACAGAGAAAGAGAGUAAAAAUCUAAAUAGUAAGAAGGAAGUAGUGUCUGUGUUUCCUAGUAAAACACUCCAACUUCAAACAACGAGGUCAUGGGAUUUCUUGGGUUUAGUUGAAAGUGAUGUGAUUCCAAGAAACUUGACCACUGAGAGCAACGUCAUACUCGGUGCCUUUGACACCGGAGUCUGGCCUGAAUCACCGAGUUUUAGCGAUGAUGGUUUCGGACCUCCCCCUAAGAAAUGGAAAGGUGCUUGUAAGGGCGGAAAUGAUUUCAAGUGCAACAACAAAGUAAUUGGAGCUAGUACUACCUUUGAUUCUGCAAGGGAUGAUAACGGUCAUGGAAGCCACACAGCCUCAACAGCAGCCGGGAGACAUGUAGAUCAUGCCAAUUUUUAUGGUUUGGCAGAAGGAAUUGCAAGAGGAGCAGUACCCUCUGCUAGGAUCGCCGUAUACAAAGUUUGUGGCGGCGAGAGCUGUUCGGAUUCGGAUAUUCUUACGGCUUUUGAUGAAGCGAUUGCAGAUGGGGUGGACUUGAUUACAAUUUCCAUAGGAUCAACAAAUGCAAUUUCAUUGUAUGAAGAUAGUAUCGCGAUAGGAGCUUACCAUGCGGCACAGAAAGGUAUUCUAACCGUGAACUCUGCUGGUAACAGCGGAAACACGAGUAGUUCUGUAGCAAGUGUUGCACCCUGGUUAUUCAGUGUUGCAGCUGCCUCUAGUGAUCGUCGGAUACGUGAUAAAGUUGUCCUUGGAAAUGGAAAAACACUGCUUGGUUAUUCUAUCAACCCUCUCAAGUCGGAGAAAGGCUUGUUCCCUUUAGUUUUUGGUGUAGGUUCAAGUCAGUGUUCCAAGGAAUCCAUAAGAAAUUGUUCGUCAGGCUGUCUAGAUGAGGAAUUUGUAAAAGGAAAGAUUGUAGUUUGUGAUAACUCAUAUGAUUCUGUAAUUGAUGAAGCUUUAAGAGCCGGUGCACUUGGGGUAUUGUCACGCGUUGCUAUUGAAUUUGCUCAGUUUUAUCCAUUGCCUGCCAUUAGGUUGGAACCCAAUGAAUUUGAAGAACUAUUAUCCUACUUGAAUUCGACAAAAAAUCCUAAGGCAAACAUCCUCAAGAGUUUCUCCUUUAAUGACACUUCUGCUCCUUACGUCAUCUACUUCUCUUCUCGAGGACCUAAUAUUAUUGCAUCGGAUAUCCUUAAGCCUGAUAUCACAGCUCCAGGAGUCGAAAUUAUAGCUGCAUUUUCACCUUUGGCUUCAUUGUCGUCCUUGGAUGAUACGGGCGGAAAUGAGAUGUCAGCAAAUUUUUCGAUUUUAUCUGGUACAUCCAUGUCUUGUCCACAUGUCGCAGGUGCAUCAGUUUAUUUAAAAUCGCUUCAUCCAGAUUGGUCUCCUUCGGCGAUUAAAUCUGCUUUGAUGACUACAGCAUGUCCUAUGAGCCCAUCAAAGAACCAAGACGCCGAAUUUGCCUAUGGAUCAGGGCAUCUUGAUCCUGUAAAGGCAGCAAAUCCUGGACUUGUUUAUGAAACACUUGAAGAUGAAUAUUUAACAUUUUUCUGCAAGUUGGGUCUCAGCAAAGAUCAAAUUGCUCUGAUCACGGGUAACAAGAGUUUCUCAUGCCCAGAAAAUAGUACUCGUAACCAGAGUUCGUUACCAAACGAUGUAAACUAUCCUUCCCUCUCUGCCAUGGUUGAUGUUGGUACACCAUUCAAUGUCAAAUUUAGUAGAACAGUCACCAAUGUCGGAGUUGCUAAUUCUACCUACACCGUAAAAGUUGAAUCGCCCAAGGAAGUUAUGGUCACGGUGAAGCCAAGUACUCUUUCAUUUACAUCAUUGAAUGAGAAGAAGUCGUUCGAUGUGACUGUUGUAGGCAAAGGAUUAUCAAAAGGCCCAAGCUCCAUUAUUUCAGCAUCGUUGGUUUGGUCUGAUGGACAACAUAGUGUUAGAAGUCCUAUUGUUAUUUACUCUAAUUCAUUUGCACUGUAGUUGCUUGCUCUAUAAUUGUCGCUGUUUUGUGUUUAUUCCAAACACAAAUUAAUUUAAGGUUCAUACAAAUCGAAU